UGACGCACAAGAACAUGUUUACCUGGCACAGCAUAUAAGACGGAUGUUGGUCAAUGUCAGUCUUGGUUUUAUCACAACUGCAUAAGUGUUGGAAGAAAUCCGUCAUGUUCUAGUGAUAUGAAAGUCAUUGAUUGCAGCACAAGGAUGUGUAACGUCGAGCGUUCACAGUCUAGCAAAAGAAGUUGCCAGCAAUGCAAGGAUUUGGAAAAUUGCUACAAUAAAAACGUUUUGAAUAAUACUACUGUGCCAGGAUGUUAUGACUGGAAUGAAAUCAAAUGUGCAAAGGGGUUUGUACAAAAGAACUACGAUGAUAAAUCCCGGAUAAACCAUGUCGAACUGAUAUCAAAUGUGAAACUUGUUAAUUCUGAUGAAUUAGUGAUAUAUGGUUGUCCCAAUGAAAAUAACCUGAUUGUUGUGACAAAAAAAGACAGAGUAAACUUUAAGAGAAGAGAUAUUAUAUCAAGCACACAGGCUGAGGGAAUAUUCCAUAAAAUUCAAGAAAUCACGUUCACAAAUCAACAUGCAAUUAUGAAUGUAAUCCCAGCAAGAGUGGAAGAUGUGAUUUCCAACAGUGAUUUUGAUCAAGAGGUUCCGCUGCAAAAAAUAUUAGAUCAAGACUUGCUUGAAAACAGCCCUGAUGACAGUUUAUUGCAAGAUGUUCUUUCAGGAGAUGCGCCGAUAAACAAAACCAUUAAAGUACACACUAUUUCAAGUGGACACGUAUAUAAAUGCCUCGCAAAAACGUACACAACUGAUAAGGAUGAGGAAGUCACUACACUCUUUGUUGUUUUUCCAAUGACGACUAUUAAUGGCAAUUUGAGCAUUGGAAAUGUUAUUGUUGGAAGUACUAGCAACGGCUUUUUGGAGACUGUUAAAGAAAUUGUUCAAGAUGAGGGGAUCAAUUUUAUCUAUACCGAACUCAUGACUUGUAAGACUGGAUUUUCAAACUCAACAAGAUAUAAAACUUUGAAUAAGGCGACGAGUUCAUGUUUGGGAGGGGAUGAUCUUCUUGGUUUGAAGAUCACCGAACACGACACCAAUGUCACAGUCGGGGAUAUCAUUGUGGGAAGAGAUAGUGGGUCAUUUUUUGGAAAAGUCAUUAGUUUCUAUGCAGAGAAUGGCAAUUAUUUUGCGGAAUUAAUGCCAAUAUCUAACGUGAAGGAUGGGGAUGUACAAGAGCAAUACAAUGUAAGCGAAAUUUCUUCGCGUCGGAGGCGUGCAGUGGGUAGCUUGACAACCGGAGCCAAUUUCAUAAUGGCAAGAAGUGAAAAGAUUGGACCUCAUCUAAAAGUCAGCGGAAGUGUCCAGUUCAAUGCAAAUGUAAAAAUCAAUUUCCAUACGUCCUACUUAAAACCAAAAUCAGUCGGCGUGGGUUUAUCUGGUGGUUUAAAAUUAGACCUCAACUGCGAUUUUAAUCCUUCUUCAAGCUAUUCGGUCUCGCAAGUCAGGAAACUAAUAAACAACAAGCAAGUUGGACGUUUUUGUAUCCCUUUUGUUGGUGCUGUGUGCAUUCCGGGAGUGUUCAGAUUGGAUGUCGGAGUGUCAGCAACUGCUUCAGCCAAGGCCGCUUCAUCAUUAUCUGCAAGCUUAACGUCAAAGUAUUCUAUAUCAGCUGGUGGAAUAUGGAGAAAAGGGCAUGGGGUUGAGCGAAUUUUUUACGAGUUUCAGAAAGGAUCAGCAAUUCCAUCCUUCAAAGCUCACAUGGAGAACAAAUAUGCGUCAUUUUUGGUAACUCUUACGCCAUCGUUUCAAGUCCAUUGGCCAUCGGUAAUUCCUAGAAAAUUAAAACACCAAGCAGCCACAUUUCUUAAGAGAAUAUUUGAUGUUAAAAGAGGGACAUCUAUUCCCUCUCUGUUCGUAUUUACAUUAAAAGUUCCAUUAACAACAACACUUGAUGCAAAAUUUUGCACUGAAAAAUGUCCUGAUGCAGGCCAGAAUAUCGAGGCUAACUUCCGCGGAGGAGUGCCGAAAGUCACCGGAUCUUUAACUCUCAACAUUGGCUCGUACAAUAAAAAUUGGAACCUCUUUACAACUUCACUGUUUGAGCGUGCUAAAAGUGAAUGCUUCUUCACCCCAGUGAAAGUUCCAUGUUGCAUUACGAACGGCAAACCCGGCAAAGUUGAUCCAAAAACCGGUCAAUGCGAUGAGGAAUGCGACUGCUACUCGGGCGAUCCCACAGCGCCAAAGGGCAUAAAGAUGAAAGAUGGUACUUGCAAAUGUGAAAAAUGCCCAGAUAAUUCUAUGAAACGAAAAAGAAGCAAGGAAAAGCCUGAAUGCCCAUGUCUUUGCAAAGAUGGUACAGAAAAGGUAAUGAAUUCUGACGGCUCCUGCCACUGCGCCUGUGCGUGUGACGACGGAAGCAAAGACACAAUUGCGUGGGAUGGUUCAUGCCCGUGUGAAUGUUCGUGUAAUGGAUAUGAGAAAUCAACCCUCGGACCUUUUGGGUGCAAGUGCGAAGAUAGAUGUCCUGUGUGUAAAGACGGAGAAGAACCAGUAUGGAUAGAUCGAAAAUGUUUAUGUAGAAAAAAGAACAGCUGUGGUGUUCCACCAGUGUGCGUUAAUGGACGUAAGGGACCAGACUGUAAUCAGCCUAAUUGCUCUCCUUGCCAAGGAUGUUCAGGAAAUGGCGUUUGUAUUACUGAUUCCUCUUGUGGCUCCAGAUGUUCUUGUCGAAGACGAUGGCAAGGUCGAUGUUGUGAAAGACGUAGACCAGUAAGGUGGUUCGGAGAUCCGCAUCUGCAAACACUCGACGGGAUGGAAUUUGACUACUUUGGUAUUGGAGAAUAUUGGCAUUGCAAGAGCAUCGUAAAUGACUUUGGAAUGCAAGUUCGUUUCUUUGGUUAUAAAGGUGCUUCUUUGACUGGAGCAGUCGCUCUAAAGGUGGCAGAAGACAUCGUAACCAUAACGACACUACCAACGUCCUCAUAUGGUGAUAUGCCGAAGCUAAGAAUUAAUGGUGUCUUGCAGAGUUUGUCAAACCAUGACCCGAAAUUUUUGUUUGCCAAUGAUUCUAUCAAGCUAAAUAUCUUUAACCCUGAUAAUAGAACAGAGAGCGAUGGUGUUGCAAUAUUCGCAUUCCAAUUCAAAUCUGGUGUAACGGUCACGGUUGAAGCGGAAUACAGCCCAGUAAUGUCGCGACAAUAUCUUAACGUGAAUUUUAUACCAACGGCUGCAUUUACCAAAACUACUGAAGGCCUUUGCGGAUUUAUGGACGAUGAUGAAACCAAUGAUUUGAUAGGCCCAAAAGGAGAACAGUAUUAUAAUAAUACUAUUAAAUUUUCUGAGUCUUGGCGAAUAACAGCGAAUCAUGAUGGUUCAGGUCUCGUGGGAAGUUGGGAUUGGAAUUCUUCAAAUUUUUACAUUGACGAUAUAAUGGAUCCAUCGUACACUGACGAAGGACACACGCCGCUGUACUCGUUAGAUAACUUCCCAUUAAAUCAAGUAAAUGAAGCUAAGCGGAUAUGCAAAGAAAAUGGAUUGGAAAAUGUCAUACUAAAUAAUUGUGUCUUCGAUAUCUUGAUGACCAACGACACUUCCUUCGCAGACCAACAAUCACUGCAAAUCGGUUGCCCUAAUGACUGCACCGGGAAAGGUCUUUGCAAGAAUGCCACGUGCUCAUGUCUUGAAGGUUGGUCAGGUGAUGAUUGUAGUAUUGGAAGCUGUGGAAACUGCUCACGUGGUUCCUGUGUAGAAGGAUUCUGUCAAUGUCACAUUGGUUGGGAAGGUGCUGAAUGUGAUAGGAAAGCGACAUGUUUCGCUGUUGACAAUUGCACUUCAGAAAUUCAUGGUCUCUGUAAAACAACGGAUAUUUGCGAAUGUAACGUAGGCUAUACAGGCUCUAAUUGCAGCGUCGUAGCAAUCUGCAUCGAUGUCCUUAAUUGCUCUUCAAAUGGAGAUUGUAUCGCUGUAAAUGUAUGCAAAUGCCACAAUGGUUAUAAUGGAUCUUCUUGUAACAAGCCUUCGUGUGAGUCGCUUGGAUAUUGCUCAGGAAACGGUCAAUGUAUUGCUUUUGAUACAUGUGAUUGUAAUGUCGGCUGGUCUGGACCUAGUUGUUCCAUCCCUGACUGUAAUACAGUGAACCAAUGUUCUAACAAUGGCGAAUGUGUUGGGCCUAAUAUCUGUAAAUGCUUUGAAGGAUAUCAAGGAAAUGAUUGUACUGCUCGUUUGGAUUGUUCGCAUUUAAAUAAUUGUAGUGGGAAUGGAGUGUGUGGAUUUAAUAAUGCUGCAACGGAAGACUCCAAUAUUUGCAGUUGCUACUUGGGUUAUGCUGGAACCAAUUGUACUCAGUAUGAUUGUACAAAUGUCAAUGAUUGUUCUGGAAAUGGCACGUGCGUACAACCUAAUCUGUGUUCGUGCAAAAUGGGCUUUGAGGGAGAAACGUGCGUCAACUUUUCAUGCGAAACACGAAAUCGUUGCUCAGGCAAUGGAGCCUGCGUUGGUUACGAAGAAUGUCACUGCAACAAAAACUGGAUUGGUUUAUCAUGUGAAACGCCAACGUGUGAUGGCGUUAACAACUGUUCAUUUAACGGAUUAUGUGUUUUUCCAAACAAAUGCGAAUGUUAUGCGGAAUAUGACGGUAGAAACUGUACAGAAAAAGUGGCAGCGAACCUUAAUACGCCUAUGUUCUUAAACAAAUCUUACGUCGCUGUGGUAGCUGAAAAUCGAGCAAAAGGCUUUGUUAUACUGAAAGUGCAUGCAAAUGACAUUGACAUCGGACGCAGUGGGAUGGUUUCGUACACAAUUGAAGGGGAAAAUUUUGUCCUGAUGAACCACGAUACCGGAGAAAUCUCAGUCGCUGCUGACGGUGUUUUCGACUACGAAAGCCAAAGGAAUCUGACAUUCAUAGUCAAAGCUGCAGAUAAUGGUACCCCAAUUCGAAGUUCUGAAGCGAACGUUACGAUAAUCGUGAAAGAUGAAAAUGACAACUGUCCUGAGUUUAGUACUCCUGCAGGAAAUUACAAAUUCCCAGUUCAAAUCUUAGCAAGUGAUGACGAUAGUGGAGAUAACGGUCGGAUACGAUAUUCUAUCACGUACGAAUCCGAUCCCGACCAGAAAUUCUUUAUAACAUCAAAUGGUACCGUUCUACCCAGAAUAGUUCUCCAACCUGGUGCUUACUUGUUGACUAUCGUAGCAGAAGAUAUGGGUGCUAUACCAUGUGCUCGAAAACUAAGUUUGACCAUUGUGGUUGAUCGCACUGUCUCGGCCGUGGUUCUUCCAACUUCCAUAAUAUCUUCGUCUAGUAUUGAACUGUCGCCUUUAACAUCUACAACUACAGUAGGCGUAGGUAAACAAUCUUCAUCAGAUUUUUUUCCAGGCCUCCUAGCUUCAACAUCUACGUCCUUGUCUCAUGCAAGUACCAAAGCUCUUAGACCAACAUCAUCCCGUCUUCCCAGCUCCGUGGCUCAAAGGUUACAUUCAACAAUUCUAAGCUCGACGCCUUCGCUGCAAUCCUCACAACCUCCGAAAAAUGGUACUUCGCAAAAAGCAUAUUCGACAGUUUCAUUAAGUUUUGUUGACUUACAACCAUCCUCGUCACCUCUAUUAAGUGCCAAUUCCAUUAUAGAAUCUCUUUCGAAAAAUUCUAUAGCUGUGUAUCCAACCCAGACCGAUAACUCGGCCACUUUGAUCAUGUCAACUGAUUUUACCCGAAACAAGAAAUUGGUAUCUGUAAAGUUAAAGAUCCUGAACGUUGUGUUUGUCAUGAACUAUCGCGAAAAAAACAGUUUGGAUUAUAAAAAUCUCCGACGUAGAGUCGAAGCGGCAUUAAAGAUCGUAUUCGAAAAAAUUAGUGGAUACUUAGCAAUAUCUGACAUUGAUUUUGAUGAAGGGAGUGUUUUCGCUAAAAUCCAAGCAGAGUUUUCAUCAGAGAAUACGCAAGUCAGUACAAGUACUCUCGCCAGGGCAGUCGUCGAUGCUACUGAUAAACAUGGCAAUUUGGGCGACUUUCGACACAAUACUUCAUUUCUUCAGCAGCAAAUAACACCGACUAAACCCCCUACAGAAGAUGAGGGAGGCGAUGAGGGAGGCGAUGGUGCUUUAAUUGGUACAGCGGUUGGUAUCGGGUCAGCAGGAUUGGUUUGUCUUAUCUUGGCUCUGUGUUUGGUAUAUUACUUCAAAAUCAAGAGGACUAAAACAAAACAUCUGAAUAGUGAACGUUCAGCUAUAGAAAUGAAUUCAGCUCAUGACACUUCUUACUACGACAACGAUAUACAAAAAUAUAACUAAUAUUAGUUGUCGUUAUGGCAGAUCGAAUUACUACAUAUUCAGAUAUUUUGCUAUAUAAUUCACAGAUGUUUUGUGAUAUUCAGAUCAUGUGAUGAGGUCCACGCAAGCGGGCAAUAAAAUUUCUUUAGGGAGGACUACGAAACUUGAUGCCCUUUGGCAAAAGCUGAAACCGAAUCUAAUAGUUCUUCCAUGCACCGUUGCUUUUCAUGAUAUAAUAGUAACAAAUUACUUACUGUAUUUACUGACAUGUCGAAAAAAGUGUUUUGUUCAGAAAUUUAAUUUGUACGUAUGUAAUAGUACCCACGAAUGAUUUUAACAAUAUCUACACUUUGCAAAAUAUGGAUAUGGGAUUUAUUUAACCACGCAACCCUCAUCACCCGUGGACGAUUUUCAUGAGGGGCGUCACACAAUUACAUAUAUAAUUAAAUAAAUUUACAAACCAACAGUAUAUUAAUAAAAGUAUUUACAUAUACGCAUGCAACUAUUAAAAAGAAGUUAGAAACUAAGACUAAUUGAUGUCUGAACUUUAUCAGAUUUUUAAAAUUGCUUAAAGAUUUUGUUUGCCUAGCUCGCAUUGGUAAACUAUUCCAUAGCACAGCCCCACUACACCCAAAGCUCGUCUCAAGUAUUCAGUAUUUGGUUUAGGAAGUGAAAGAUUGAUGUCAGCAUUUCUAAGAUUUUAAUUAAUUCAGAUUUAAAUUUUCUCUUGUAAUGAAUUUAUCUUUUAAAUUAGGCCCAAGUGGUUGUUUAUUAUUCUAAACAUCAAAACAGAUUUAUUUAUUUUAUGCCUGUCAUUCAGAUUAUGCCUAUCACUCAAUUAUCUUGGUAUAUUUCAGAUGUAUAUGUAAAUAGCCUUCGAUAAGUUGCUACUGAUAGUAUGAUAUAGCUAGGUAACUUUAAAAUAGGCCCCCUUGCUGUAAUCAUUAUGUGAAUAAUUUCUGUCAUCUUUUUGCUCUUACUCUUCAAGGACUGAAUACAAAAUUUAGCAAAGGCCUGUCGUAGCUAUGUGUUUAUUAUCCAAAAAUAGCUAGAUACUUUGUGGUAAAAAAGUUGAUCGUUUCAAAAAAAUUCCCAUAAUUAAGGGAAAAUAAGUUUUCCCUUAAUUAAGCGAAAUUAGGCAAAAUCGUGUUUUCUUGUAGUCACCCCUUCAAACUCGUUCCCAGGGUUUUCUGGGGUUUUUUUUACUC
Molecule: messenger RNA, 7412 nt
Organism: Dendronephthya gigantea
Lineage: Eukaryota; Metazoa; Cnidaria; Anthozoa; Malacalcyonacea; Nephtheidae
Exons: 28
Coding region: 118-6225 (2035 amino acids)
Biological process (GO): homophilic cell-cell adhesion
Cellular component (GO): plasma membrane
Molecular function (GO): calcium ion binding
Source: RefSeq, a predicted model, not a curated record